This is a messenger RNA of Hyaloscypha bicolor E, 1428 nucleotides long. RefSeq names its product cytochrome P450. Lineage: Eukaryota; Fungi; Ascomycota; Leotiomycetes; Helotiales; Hyaloscyphaceae. The record is from RefSeq and is a predicted model, not a curated record. The transcript has 6 exons. The coding region runs from base 1 to 1428 and encodes 475 amino acids. Gene Ontology annotation, molecular function: heme binding; iron ion binding; monooxygenase activity.
AUGUUCGCCCCAUUCUGGCAAAUUAGCUUGGCGUUUAUCUCCCUUAUCUACCUCUGCAUAUCAAUCUACCGCGCCAUAUUCUCACCACUCUCCAGGCUCCCAGGACCAAAAUACACCCUCUUCUCAGAACUCUACCUCGUGAUCCAAGAAUUUACUGGCAAGAGAAGAGAAUACAUCCAUGAAUUGCACAAGAGAUGUGGAGCUGUUGUGCGGCUGGGACCGAAUGAGGUCUCUUUCACGAGUUUGGAGGCGAUGAAGGAGAUUUACACGUCCGGUGGGAGUGGGUAUGAUAAGACGGAGUUCUAUACGCUGUUUAAGCAGUUUGAUACUAGGACUAUGUUUUCGACGCUUGAUAAGGGGACGCACAGUCAAAAGAAGCGGUUCAUUGCUAGUCAGUAUGCGAAUACCAAUAUCAUGCGGCCGCAAGUCAUGGGGGGCAUCCAGGACCGAGCAGGUGCUUUUGUCAAGAAGUGCAUUGAGUCUGGCCAAUCUGGGAUAGAUGCAUACGUGUAUCUGCAUUGCUUCGCAUUAGAUUGUGCUUCUCAUCACCUUUUUGGUCGAUAUGGUACACAUUCGAUCGAAAAGAAAGCGGACUUGGAAAUGAUGGAGGAACUUUCGUAUCACGACAGUCUUAAGAAUAACCUUGCUCAAUACCGUUGGCCAACGAUGUCCGCAAUAUUCGAUAAGAUCAUUAAGCCAAGACCCUCUCCCAUUGCCAAUGAAUAUGUUUUGGAUUGCAUCCAGAAGUCAGACGCGGGAGAGCAAACACUCAUAUAUAAGCUCCAGAACAGCAAAGACAACUUCCAGCAGAUCCAGAUGGCUGCUGAAUGUAUAGACCAUCUCGCUGCUGGAAUCGAUACCACCGGUGAUGCUCUCUGCUUGCUGAUGUACCAGCUCUCUCUGUCAGAAAGCUGGCAUGUGCAGGAUCUGCUCUUUAGCGAAUUCAACGAGAAUAAAGACAAGUCACUAGACGAUCUCCCAUACUUGGAUGCUGUGAUUAAGGAAGGCUUGCGAUGUUUCCCGCCGAUACCAAUGUCUCAACCACGAUAUGUUCCAACUGGCGGCCGUACAAUCGAUGGAUAUUUCAUCCCAGCGUGUGCAAUUGUCAGCUGUCAGGCAUGGAGUGUUCAUCGACUCAACGAAGACGUCUUUGUCAAAGGCGAUGAGUUUCUCCCGGAAAGGUGGCUAGACGCUGAAACGAAUCUUGAGAAGAACAGACUCUUCUUCUCAUUUGGUAUAGGAGGCAGAGGUUGUACUGGCAGACAUCUUGCAAUGGCGGAGAUGAAAUGUCUCCUGCGGGAAGUGUAUUCUCGCUUCAGGACUCGAAUUGCUCCAGACAUGAAAGGAAGAAUGACACUUUCAGAUCAGAUUAUUUCGAGUCGACCGCUGGAUCAGACUUGCAAACUCAUUUUUGAGCCGAUAGUAUAG